GGUGUGAUUACGGUGUAUCGAAUUUCUUGGACUUGGUAACAAAUAACACCAUCUAGGUAGUGUAACUUUGCUAGACGUGGGAUAUGGCAAAUUGGUCACUCGUCGUCAACGAGGUAUUAAAAUGCUACCUACCCUUAAAUAGUAUUCUCCGCUUAUAUGUAUAUAUUUUUUAGUCUUAUAUUCUAUGGUUGCGCAUAGCGUCUCUACGUCUCGCUAGUUAGGAACUAUCAUGUUGUUGGUUUUUCUGCUCUUCCUGUCAAUUCCAGCUGCGUAUAUUGGAUUAUCAGAGCUAAAUUCUUACGAUUCGGAAUUUUUACAAAUAAUGAUGAAUUAUGCAACCACUACUCUGUUGUCCCUCGGGUGCUCAUUUUUUGUACUGCUCAUCGCAAACCUAGGUAUCGUGUGGUAUCUAAAACAGCAGACGAAGUGUGACAACGAAUUCGUACUGAACUAUGUUGGAAAUACCUGCUUCUUUGUUGGAUGUGGCUGUUUCUUUAUUAUGCCCUUUUUGACACUGCCAGAGCAGUCAAAUGGAAGUUAAAUGUAUAUCCAGAAAGUCAAUUUGUACGAGAGCUUGUUAUACUAGUGGUCAAUGGACGCACUGCAAUCAUUAUUAAUCGUAAAUCGGAAGGCUAUUGUUUGUUGAAUUCUAUAGGUGGUAUGUAUCCACGCCAUAGGUACAUAUGAAAUCUGUAUGUAUUGCUAGGAUCACACCCAUAUCUUCGUUGGUUACAUAUACAAAAAUGGUAUGUCAGCGCU
Babesia bovis T2Bo is the source of this 759-nucleotide messenger RNA. Its product is annotated as putative integral membrane protein. The record is from RefSeq and is a predicted model, not a curated record. Lineage: Eukaryota; Apicomplexa; Aconoidasida; Piroplasmida; Babesiidae. The transcript has a single exon. The coding region runs from base 230 to 541 and encodes 103 amino acids.